AUGACCACACACGUCCUCGGCAGGCCACUCACGUCGUCAAUGACCAGCCACGCACGCCCUCGGCAACCACCCACGCACGUCGUCAGCAAUCACCCACGCACGUCGUCGCAAGCACGUCAUCCAUCAACCGCCCACGUCGUCCGACGACCACACGCAUCCAGCAACCGCCACACGUCGUCAACCACCCACACGUCGUCCAGCAACCACCCACACCCUCCAGCAACCACCCACACGUCAUCACGACCACCCACGUCGUCCAGCAACCAGCCACACGUCAUCCGGCAACCACCCCACACGUCAUCAGCAGCCACCCACACACGUCACUCAGCAACCACCCGCACAUCAUCCAGCAACCACCCACACACGUCCAUCCAGCAACCGCCACACGUCAUCAGCAACCACCCACACCGCUCCAGCCAGCCACCCCACACGUCCUCAGCAACCCGCACGCACGUCGUCAGCAACGCCCGCACAUCGUCCAACAACCACACACGUCCUCCAGCAACCACCCCACACACGUCAUCCAGCAACCACCACGUCAUCGACAAGCCGCACACACGUCGUCAACCAGCCAAUGCACACGUCAUCGACAACCGCCACGCGUCAUCGACAAGCCGCCACACACGUCAUCGCAAUGCCCCACGUCGUCCAGCAACCACGCACCCCGUCCUCCAGCAACCGCACGGCUCUCCAGCAACCACCCACCCACCCACGCCUCCAGCCAGCCACUCCAGCAACCGGCCCGUCCUCGGCAACCGCGCAUCGUCGACAACCACCCGCACGCCCGUCCUCAACGACACCCGCACCAUCUCCAGCGCCCACACGCACGUCAUCCAGCAGCCGCACAUACGUCAUCAGCAACCACCCGCACACGUCAUCCGGCAACCGCCACACGUCAUCGACAGCACCACGCACCCCGUCAUCGGCAACCACCCGCACGUCAUUCCAGCAACCACCCACAUGCGUCAUCAGCAACCACCGCACCCCAACCACCCGCACGUCACUCCAACUGACGCACGUCACUCCGACGACCACCCAUACGUCCCAUCCAGCAACCACCACACACACCCGUCCUCCAGCAAUACCCACGUCAUCCAGCAACCGCCACACGUCAUCAGCAACCACCCGCGUCUUCCAGCAACCCCCCACACGUCCUCAACGGCCACCACACACGUCAUCCAGCCAACGCACACACACCCAUCGCUCCAGCAAUACCCCGCCAUCAGCAAUACCCACACACGCCCGCCAACCACCCGCACGCCCUCCGGCAACCGCCACGCGCCCAUCGCAACCAGCACACACGUCAUCCAGCAACCACCCACGUCAUCCAACAAUAGCCACACCCGUCAUCAGCCGCCCACGCCCGUCAUCGACAACCACCCACGCACCCCCGUCAUCCAGCAAUGCCCCACGUCAUCCAGCAACCACCCUACGUCACUCAACAACCGCCCGCACGUCAUCAACAACCACCCACACGUCAUCAGCAACCACCCACACCGUCAUCGACCACCCACACGUCACUCCAGCAACCGCCCACAUGCGUCACUCCAGCAACCACCCACACCGUCUCCAGCAACCGCACGUCAUCGGCAACCACCACAUCUCAACUACCCACACACACGUCCUCAGCAAACCACCCACACACACGUCCUCAGCAACCGCCCACGUCGCCCGCAACAACCACCCGCACCCGUCAUCGGCGCCCACCGCCACUCCGACAACCACCCACGCACUCCAGCAACCACCCGCACACGUCAUCAGCAACCCUACACACGCCUCCUCAACCACCCCACGCACGUCGUCCAGCAACCACCCGCACGUCAUCGACAAACCAGCCACACACGUCAUCAACAACCACCGCACGUCGUCCGACAACCACCACACGCCUCCAGCAAGCACCCCACACACGUCGUCGACAACCGCACACGUCAUCCAACAAUGACCACACACGUCAUCAGCAACCACCCACACGUCGUCCAGCAACCAGCCCACACGCACUCCAGCAACCACCACGCAUCGUCAACAACCACCCACGUCGUCCGGCAACCAGCCACGCACGCCCGCUCCAGCAACCACCCGCACACGUCACUCCAGCAACCACCCACGCAUCGUCCAACAACCAACCGUCGCUCAGCAACCACCCCACACGUCAUCCAGCAACCACCCCGCACGUCAUCAACCAGCCACCCACACACGUCGUCCAGCAACCGCCCCGCACGUCCAACAACCACCCACACACGUCAUCAACAGCCAGCCACCCACACACACGCCACAUCAACCAGCCACCCCGCACGUCCUCAACAACCACCCACACGUCGUCGGCAAUGCCCACGCAUCGUCAACAACUGCACCCGCACGUCAUCCAGCAACCGCCACGCACGUCAUCGGCAACCGCCCACACACGUCAUCGACAGCCACCCGCACGUCGUCCGGCAACCGACACGCGUCAUCAACAACCACCCACGUCAUCCAGCAAGCCACCCACGCAUCAUCGGCAAUGCCCCGCACGUCCUCCGGCCAACCGCCCCACCGCACGUCAUCAACCACCCACACGUCGUCAAGCAGCCACCCACACCCGUCAUCCAGCAACCACCCGCACACACCCGUCAUCCGGUGCCGGAAAACUGGGAUUCUACAGUUAAUGCUACCCCGUAG
Messenger RNA from Homarus americanus (American lobster), 2655 nucleotides. RefSeq names its product mucin-6-like. Bases 1 to 2655 code for a protein of 884 amino acids. The record is from RefSeq and is a predicted model, not a curated record. Lineage: Eukaryota; Metazoa; Arthropoda; Malacostraca; Decapoda; Nephropidae. The transcript is spliced from 4 exons.